Messenger RNA from Gongylonema pulchrum, 594 nucleotides. The record is from the annotation of a GenBank genome assembly. NCBI's taxonomy places the organism in Eukaryota, Metazoa, Nematoda, Chromadorea, Rhabditida, Gongylonematidae.
UUGCUUAUUUCCACAGAUUUAUUUUUUGAAAGUGUUUCAGUAUUCGCUUGUGGGCAGUUUGGCUUUGUUGAAGUUUCAUCGCUUCAUCUUCUUGCAUCUGUCUUAAGCUGGCAAAACCCGACUUCCGGUUGCUUUACAAAUGACAGAAGCGCGAAUUUGAUCGCUUCCACGUCUUUUGACCAACGACUGCCUGACUUCCACUCACCAUUUUCAAGAAGAAUUCUGUCGAAUUUUCUUGAUAAAGAUACGUGUUCAUUGCAUUCUGCUACAGUUGCUGCUGGUGCUCUAGUUGUUUUCCUGAGAUUUUUGUUGGAUGGUGGCCCAUGGUCCGAAUAUCAUUUGGCUGAUCAGCCAGUUGUCAUACACAGUAUUGCUGCGGAAGACAAAUUUCGACAGUAUCGUUACGGUGCUUGGAUGCGCGACUCACUUGUCUCGUCGAUACAGCACAGUCGUCCACCACACAUAGGCUGGUCGUUGGAUUUGUUGGCUUACCUCUUACUUCUUUGUAUUAUUCUCAUUGGCUCGAUUGUUAUGCAUUUAUGUUACAAGCCUCGAGUGAAGCAGUUUUAUCACUUCUCCUACAAAAAACUUUAA